UGACGGCCAUAGGACUCUUGGAUCAACCAAAAUGUUCAAGUUAUCGGUAAUUAUUUACAUUUUUUCCAUGAUAAUUAUUGUGAAGAUUGACGGAUAUUUCAUUUAUGAUGAUGGCGAUUUCUCGCACUUACUCGACGAUGUAGAUGACUAUUCACAGCAUCAGCUGGUGUUUGUCAGCCGCACUGAGUGGAAAGCUCUGGCAACUGAUAAACCACUUGAAAAAUUGGAUGUCAUUCCAGCUCCAUAUGUUAUGAUUUACCACACGGGAACUGAAACAUGUUUCUAUUUAGAGGCUUGUGCCGCGAUCCUCCGACGUAUGCAAGCCCAAUAUAUGGUGAGCUAUCCUGGGAACCGGGACAUUGGUUUCAAUUUUGUCAUCAGCGGUGACGGCAGAGUCUACGUCGGCCGCGGAUGGAACACCGUGGGCGCUCACACCCUUGGUCUCAACAGGAAGAGCAUCGGGAUCGCUUUAAUUGGAACAUUUUACGACAAAUCACCAUCUACUAAUCAAAUAUUUGCGUUGACAAAUCUUAUCAAAUUUGGCGUCCAUGACAAUCACAUUGAUGAAGAAUUUAAAUACUACUCCUAUCCCCGUAUAUCAAGUAUUUUUACAGCUGACAGACUGGCCAAUAUCACCCACAUAAUGGAGCCAUAAUUAUUAUUAUUAUUAAUCUAGUCAAGUCGAUGACGUUUAUAAAAAAAAUAUAACUUAGUACUUAAAUUUGAUGAUAAUUUUUCUCUGAAUGUUAAUUAAUGU
Molecule: messenger RNA, 757 nt
Organism: Microplitis mediator
Lineage: Eukaryota; Metazoa; Arthropoda; Insecta; Hymenoptera; Braconidae
Product: peptidoglycan recognition protein-like
Exons: 2
Coding region: 32-655 (207 amino acids)
Biological process (GO): peptidoglycan catabolic process
Molecular function (GO): N-acetylmuramoyl-L-alanine amidase activity; zinc ion binding
Source: RefSeq, a predicted model, not a curated record